Cataglyphis hispanica is the source of this 1122-nucleotide messenger RNA. RefSeq names its product TBC1 domain family member 7 (gene TBC1d7). The transcript is spliced from 5 exons. Gene Ontology annotation, biological process: negative regulation of TOR signaling; activation of GTPase activity. Gene Ontology annotation, molecular function: GTPase activator activity. Lineage: Eukaryota; Metazoa; Arthropoda; Insecta; Hymenoptera; Formicidae. The record is from RefSeq and is a predicted model, not a curated record. The coding region runs from base 105 to 938 and encodes 277 amino acids.
GUCUCUGUGAAGAUAGGUUAUAAUGUUUACAAUCUAUUGUUCAACUCUAAUGUGACUGUACUUCUCUACCCGUUUCCACUUUCAAUAGAAUAUUAAACGCUUGAAUGAUGACCGAUGAACGGAAUUUUCGUUCGUCAUACUACGAAAAGGUUGGCUUUCGCAGCGUCGAAGAGAAAAAAUCUCUGGAGAUAUUAUUGAAAGAGCGCCCGUUUGACAAGACGAAAUUGAAACAAUUUUGUUUAAGAUUCACUGUACCUGCUAUGUAUAGAAACUUCUUGUGGAAAGUAUUGCUCGAUGUUUUGCCUGUUUAUGUAGAAAGCCAUGAAUUUAUAAUGGCUCAACGUACGGCGGAAUUUCAAGAUUUACAGAGAGCAUUAAAAAUUGCAAAAAUCACAGAUGAUUAUACAAAACCUCAUCUGAUAUUCUUAGCAAUGUGGUUGUUACGUACAAGAAGAGCAAAAGUUGAUAUAACUGCUCAGUUGGAAUCACCAAUAUACAGAGCAAUGAGUAAAAUGGCCGAGACACUAUGGCAUGUGAUUGAUAUUGAAUCGGAAUCAGAGAAACUAGUUGAUAUGUAUUGGAUAUUAUCUGGCCUUUUUAUGCAGGUUGAAAAAUUGCAAAAAGAAGUGGGAAGAUUACAAGAGUGUACAUAUUCUUUGUUGGAAAGAGAAGAUGUAGACUUAUAUAAGCACCUUGUUAAAAUUGAUGCGCUUUAUAAUCUUCCAUAUGACACAUGGUUUUAUUCAUGUUUCGCUGGUGUAAUAUGUAAUGGAUCUAUUGCUAAGAUAUGGGAUAAAAUAACAGUGGGCGCAUAUCGAAUCUUAGUAUUUGUUGUUGUAGUUACAUUAACCACCUUAAGGCGGCCACUCUUAAGAUGUGAAAGUAUAGAUAAUGUAUUGGAUACUAUUAAUAAUAUUCCACGAUUUUAUUUUAGAUAACAGAAGAAACAUCAGAAAUGAUAGUCAAUAAAGCAAUUGAAUCAAUGCAACAAAGUGGAACAACUCAACAAGUUGAUAUGUAUUUCACAAAACACAGUUAAUAUUUUAUACUAUAAUAAUAUAAAAAUAUAUUGUGUAAUUAUAUAUAUUGAAUUGUAUACACAACGGUUACUAUUGAUAUUGA